UACCCGAGUGGCUCAUUGUUAAGACAAGAGGUGUGCACUCCCUGACCAGGAGGCGUCAGCGCUCAAACCAGCUGCGGGCCCCAUCAGAGCUCCAGGAUAUGCAGAACCUUCUGGCGGUGCCUGACCCAACGUCAUGAGGACCUGUCUGCCUCGAAUCAGUCGUCUGGACCAUGCCGCCCAGUGGCUCUUGCUUUUGGCCGUGUUGGUGGUUUUCCUCUUCCUGCUGCCCUCCUUUAUGAAGGAGCCCAACACAAAACCUUCCAGGGAUCAGCACACGCUGGACGAGAAGAGGUCUCCAGGGUUGCUCCACAAGACUGCAUGGCAGGUCACCACCGCAGGAGAAAGGACAAUGGCUCCGGGAGCGCUGUCAGCACAGGAGAACAGCACAGAGGCCCCCCUGGCCCAGGCCACCGCCCACUCCACCCAGAAGGACACCAGAGCAGAGGCCAGUGAGAAGAAGGACCCCAUGCAGGACACGCUGCCUCCGAAGGCGCGGGACAGGGCCGUGGCCUCUGAUGGGGCAGAGACACUGUCGCUGAGCAGUCAGGACCCCAAGACCAUCAAAGGAAGGCAGGACCAGAACAAGGAGCCCACAGCCGCCAGGACAGAGCCCCCAAAGCCUCAGGGCAAAGCGCAGACCACAGCAAGGACACCCGUGCCAAAAAGUCAGGCCGAGGCACUGACCAUGUCAGGAGCAGGGUCCAGGGGGAGAACAGAGAAAGGAGUGACCACAGUGGCUGUCCCCCACCGGGAGACAGCCCGGGCCACGCCAGCCUCCACUCCCUUCCGGAGCUGCACCACAGAGAGAAAGCUAAGUCUACGGGCCACCAACUUCAAGUCUGAGCCCAAGUGGGAUUUUGAGGAACAAUAUAGCUUUGACACGGGGGCCCUACAGUCGAGCUGCCCCGACUCAGUGAAGGUCAAGGCCUCCAAGUCACCCUGGCUCCAGAAGCUCUUUCUGGCCAACCUCACCCUCUUCCUGGACUCCAACCGCUUCAACCAGAGGGAGUGGGAGCGCCUGGAGCACUUUGCACCGCCCUUCGGCUUCAUGGAGCUCAACCACUCCCUGGUGCAGAAGGUGGUGAAACGCUUCCCUCCGGUGCCCCAGCAGCAGCUGCUCCUGGCCGCCCUGCCCCCCGGGAGCUCCCAGUGCAUCACCUGUGCCGUGGUGGGCAACGGGGGCAUCCUGAACAACUCCCACAUGGGCCAGGAGAUAGACAGCCACAAUUACGUGUUCCGACUGAGUGGCGCUAUCACCAAGGGCUACGAACAGGAUGUGGGUACCCGGACGUCCUUCUACGGCUUCACCGCCUUCUCCAUAACGCAGUCCCUGCUUGCCUUGGGCGGUCGGGGUUUCCGGCACGUGCCCCUGGGGAAGGAUGUCCGCUACCUGCACUUCCUGGAGGGCACCCGAGACUACGAGUGGCUGGAAGCGCUGCUUCUGAAUCAGACACUGGUGAAAAGCCUUCUAUGGUUCAGGCGCCGGCCCCAGGAGGCCUUCCGGGAAAGCUUGCGGAUGGACAGGUACCUGCUGAUGCACCCAGACUUGAUGCGCUACAUAAAGAACAGGUUUCUGAGAUCGAAGACCCUGGACACUAAACACUGGAGAAUCUACCGUCCCACCACGGGAGCCCUCCUGCUGCUCACGGCCCUUCAGCUCUGUGACCAGGUGAGCGCCUAUGGCUUCAUCACCGAGGGCCACGAGCGCUUUUCUGACCACUACUAUGACAAGUCUUGGAAACGAACCAUCUUUUACAUCAACCAUGACUUCCCGUUAGAGAGAACGCUCUGGAAGCGGUUGCACGACGAAGGUAUCAUCCGGCUGUACCAGCGGCCCGUAAUUUCCAAACCAAAGAUGUGACUGGGGCCUGGGCCCCUGCGGUCUCAUGGGCCGUUCCAAGGCACGGGCAAGGUGGGAGCCUUGAGACUCUAACCACCGUUCUCCCGGAGCUCAGGCCAGCCUCCUGGCCCCUCCAGACCCUGUCCCCCCGGGGAACUCUGGCACCGAAGGGGACACACGUUCAAGAUGGCAAAUGACCCAUUGAGGCCUUGGAGACCUUGGAACAUGGAUGCUCAAAGGAGGGAGGACUCCCGUCUUGAGACCCAAGAAUGUGAACUAAAUGGAGUGAUUAUGGACCCACACCGCCCACUGAAUCUCACCCUUCACCAUCCAAAAGCUACCUGACGCCGGCAGGGAAAAGCCCCAACCUACGAGACGAGACAUGGAGAUUCGGUUUCGAAUUCCAAAUCUUGUACUUAGCAGCUGUGAAAUCUUGAAGGCCUUAUUAAUUUCACUAGGGAUCAUCUACAGGACCCUUCCUCCUGGGGCUUAUCUGAUUCUAGAAGGAUCUGGACCUUUCCUUGUCUUUGAGUUCUUUGACAACUCUCUGGGUUGCAGAAAAUGGAUAGUCAUAAAAAUAAUUCUUGCCCGUGAAGAUGCAAAUAAAUCUUGUACAGUCAAGAGGCACGUGAUGACCCCCCCCCGGGGGGCAGUGACCUGUUCUGUACAAACAAGCAAAUGCAUGUUCACGUUCCUGACUGCCUGUGUGUCUGUCUGUACUCGAGGUUCUCCUUCGAACCGGUUUUUGCAUCUUACUGGUUUCUUCAUUAGUUAACCAGUGAAUAAAAUCCUUGACAUGCGUUCAUUUUGUAUUUGUAUGAGAGUUACUGUUCUACCCUUGAAAAAACAUCUUCUCUCAUGUCCUGAGGCCACUGUUUUAUAAUCCGUAGCACGAUUUUUGGGGUACCCAUUCCACAAUGAUUUUAAAAAAUUACUCUCUGUAAAAACCUGAGGCCACAAGGACCCAGUUUCCUCCCCUUUCAUUGUCCAUCCUCCCGCCGGGCCUGCACUUCCUCAGACCUCAUAUAGAGAACCCAGAACAAGCCAAAGGUUUUUCGGCUCAUCUUAUCCCCUCGAGCUCUAGCUACAGGAUUUGGACUCUGAAGCCCAGAAGAAUUCUAGAGAUCCCAAACCAAAUAAAGGCCCCCAAUGAAGGAUAUGGAGGGCAUGGAAGGAAAAAAAAAAGAAAGAAAGAAAGAAAGAGAGAGAGAGAGAGAGAGAGAGAGAGAGAAAAGUAAGCUGUCUUGUAGACUUCAUGCUCAAGGAUCAAAAGCUAAUUUAAUACAGAUAGGGUAGGAUUUGCUUUGUUCAGAAAGGCUGCAGUACCAGCUCUGGGCAGCAGGUGGCAAUAUCUUGCACACACUCCCCCUCCACCCCACCCCACCGCCUCCCUCUGCCCCAUUUCUGGAAUGCUCAGCUUGUCUUUUUCACGUUUUCCCAGCUGUUCUUAUAUGUUUAUUCCUCCGUGUGAAUUUUAGUAUCUGUUUAGGAUCUAGGGGGAAAAAAGUUUUGGUACUGUAAUUGGAAUUGCAUUUGAUUUAUACAUUUCCCCGGGAAGAGUGAAUGGAUGUAUUACAUCGAGUCCUCUUUUCCAAGAGCAAGAGAUGGUUCUCCACUUCUCCAAAUUUGUGUCUUUCAGUAUUUUAGUAUUUCCUCAUACAGAUUUCAAACAUUCCUUGUUGAAUGCACUGCUCAGUAUUUUAUCUUGUUUGUUGCUGUUCUAAAUGGAUUUUCUCUUACAUUAAAUCCUCU
This is a messenger RNA of Mustela erminea (ermine), 3592 nucleotides long. RefSeq names its product ST6 N-acetylgalactosaminide alpha-2,6-sialyltransferase 1 (gene ST6GALNAC1). Lineage: Eukaryota; Metazoa; Chordata; Mammalia; Carnivora; Mustelidae. The transcript is spliced from 9 exons. The record is from RefSeq and is a predicted model, not a curated record. The coding region runs from base 134 to 1861 and encodes 575 amino acids. Gene Ontology annotation, molecular function: alpha-N-acetylgalactosaminide alpha-2,6-sialyltransferase activity.